AUGCGUCGCGUUGUCGUAACGGGUCUCGGCGCGGUCACACCUCUCGGCGUUGGAGUCCGACGGACGUGGAAGCGUUUAUUAGAGGGUCACUGUGGCAUUGUCAACGUGGUUUCUCGGGAUGAGCGCUUCAGGGAGAUUCCAGCACAGAUUGCAGCAGUCGUGCCGAAGGGAAAAAAGGAAGAUGGAGGCUGGACGGUAUCAGAAUGGAUGAAUCGAGGUGAUGAGCGCGUUAUGGCCAAAUUCGCACAGUUCGCAAUGGCUGCCGCGGAAGAAGCCCUGAGCGAUGCUCGGUGGAAGCCCACGACGCCAGAGGAACAGCACGCUACGGGAGUUUGUCUUGGUUCGGGCAUUGGCAAUUUCGAUGAGAUUUAUGAUACUGUCGUUGCGUACGAGCAGGGGGGGUAUAAAAAAGUCAGCCCGUUGUUCGUCCCUAAACUGUUGAUCAAUCUUGGUGCUGGGCAUAUCUCCAUGCGAUAUGGAUUCAUGGGUCCGAACCAUGCCGCAACAACGGCGUGUACAACAGGUGCGCAUUCUAUCGGCGAUGCGGCCCGAUUUAUUGCCUGUGGUGAUGCCGAUGUCAUGGUCGCAGGCGGCGGCGAGUCAUGUAUUCAUCCUCUCGCAAUUGGCGGAUUUGCUCGCGCUCGCAGCUUAGCUACAGAUUUUAAUGACGACCCUGAACAUGCUUCAAGACCGUUUGACGCAGAUCGAAAAGGGUUUGUGGUUGGCGAAGGAGCAGCCAUGUUAGUCCUCGAGGAACUCGAUCACGCCCGUGGUCGAGGAGUUCCCAUCUACGCGGAAUUGAAAGGAUACGGAUGCUCCGCGGAUUCGCACCACAUCACCGCGCCAAAAGAGAACGGGGAGGGUGCUUACAUGGCCAUGAAAAAGGCCCUGAAGCAAGCCCAAGUCCAACCGGCGGCGGUCGACUAUAUCAACGCUCAUGCGACAUCCACUAUUGUUGGCGAUGCGGCAGAAAAUGCAGCAAUCAAAACACUUCUUCUUGGAUCGGAGGGCAAGAACCGCGCCAUCGACGUGAACGUCAGUAGUACCAAGGGAGCUGUUGGACAUUUGCUCGGUGGUGCUGGUGCAGUCGAGGCUUUGUUCACCGUCAUGGCUAUUCGUGAUGAUAUGAUGCCGCCUACAAUCAACUUGACCCGUCUGGCAGACGGCUUUGAUUGCAAUUAUGCACCGAAUGAAGCGCAGCCAAGGAAUAUCGAUAUUGCCUUGACCAACAGCUUUGGAUUUGGAGGGACGAAUAGUAGUCUUUGCUUUGCUAGAUUCAAGGACUGA
Molecule: messenger RNA, 1287 nt
Organism: Penicillium diatomitis
Lineage: Eukaryota; Fungi; Ascomycota; Eurotiomycetes; Eurotiales; Aspergillaceae
Product: putative beta-ketoacyl synthase (Cem1)
Exons: 8
Coding region: 1-1287 (428 amino acids)
Biological process (GO): fatty acid biosynthetic process
Molecular function (GO): 3-oxoacyl-[acyl-carrier-protein] synthase activity
Source: RefSeq, a predicted model, not a curated record